CCAUGCAAGGUCUUCAUGUUCAAGAAUCCAGAAUGUGUUUUCUGUAGAAUGAAUUCUGCUUUAAACACCCAUUUGGUGCUGUUAUUGAUGGUGUUUGCCCAACUACCUUCUUCCUUUACUAAAGGUACCAUUCAGGUAAUUGGUUCAUCUCACCCAAUAGUUGCUUUAGUGGGUGAUGACAUCAUACUGCCAUGCUAUUUGAACUCCUCAAUAAGUGCCUCAGACAAGACGGUGGAGUGGACAAAAUACAAGCUGGAUCCCAGAUUUGUUUAUGUGUGGCGUGAUGGUGGUGAACUGGAAAGCAAAAAGAAUCCCUCCUACAAAGGAAGAACAACGGUAUCCCUUCAUAAAUUAAACCAUGGAGACAUUUCACUGAAUCUGUCUAAAGUGAGACUUUCUGAUAGGGGAAGAUAUAGAUGCUUCCUUCCAGAUAUGGGUGAAACUUUACUGGAGCUCAUUGUUGGGGCUGUAUCCCUACCUGUAAUAUUGCGUGUUCAAAAAGCCAAGACUGGAGUUGCAUUACAGUGUGAGUCUGCAGGCUGGUAUCCAGAGCCUGAGCUGCUGUGGUUGGACGGUGAGGGAAACCUCCUCUCUGCUGGACCUACAGAGACCCUCAGAGGUCCUGAUGACCUCUAUACUGUCAGCAGCAGAGUGACUGUGGAGAAGAGACACAGCAACAACAUCACCUGCAGAGUCCAACAGAGGAACACCAACCAGAGCAGAGAGACACACAUACAUGUUCCAGGUAAAAACAUGAUGAAACUCAGGUCACAUAGUGAACAUGCACAUCCAUACAGUGUGGUCAUGUCCAAACACAAUGUUUACUCAGAACAUGUGACUAGAAAGGCAACACAAUUUUUGGUCCUGCUUUUGGUGAUAUUUGAAGCAAAUCCCUUUUAUUGUCUUUAUUCUUUAAAAUAUUGGCAAAAAUAUAGGUCAUAUAAAAAAGAAAUCAAAUACACAUAUACAACUGUUGAUUGUGUUAUUGGGAUGUGAUUCAUUAUUUUCUGUUUUAUUGUUUCAGAUUAUUUUUUCACGACCCCGCCAAAUCCUGCAGUUUGUGUCAGUCUGCUUAGUCUCUUUGUUAUUUCACUUUUGUGCAUUCUUCUGGUGAUCUUUGUUUGCUGGAUACAGAGAAGGAAAAAGAUCAGAAUUCAGACAAACCACACUGUAGCUCAGAUGGAACAAGACUGAGACAAGCAGAGCCAAAAGAAGAAAUGGAGACUCAUAAGAUGUUGGAAAAGAGAAGACAAGAGAAUUAAUCAGUGACAGUAUGCUUUCAUAUAGUGUGUUUAUUUCAGAACCUUUCGUCUUUCAGCUGCACCAUUUAGGGAGUGAUCAUCUGUGUCCAUCUAUUUCUGUCUCUAUCCUCCUCUGUCACACCAACCUUCUGCACAUCCACCUUCACUACAUCCAUAAAUCUUCUCUGUCUAAUUCACUGAGCUGUUUCGUCCGACCCA
This is a messenger RNA of Haplochromis burtoni (Burton's mouthbrooder), 1460 nucleotides long. RefSeq names its product butyrophilin subfamily 1 member A1. The record is from RefSeq and is a predicted model, not a curated record. Bases 16 to 996 code for a protein of 326 amino acids. Lineage: Eukaryota; Metazoa; Chordata; Actinopteri; Cichliformes; Cichlidae. The transcript has 5 exons.